AAAGUAACAGAGAAGAGAGUGGUUCGUCAUUUUUUACGGACACUGAGUAUCGCCGGCUUCGCCAUCAUCAUCUUCUUCUUCCUCUUCCUAACAAGAUGGGGAGCACGGUGAUCUUGAGCUCAGACGAAGAAGAUUCAGACAUUAGUGAUUCCGAGAUGGAAGAGUACGGAGACAAGAUCUACCUAACUCUCAAAAGCGGUAAGCUCAAGGUGAAACUCUCUCCUCAAGCUUUCAUGUGUCCGUACUGUCCGAACAAGAAGAAUUUCCAGUACAAAGAUCUGCUUCAACAUGCUUCUGGAGUUGGUAAUAGCAAUUCCGACAAAAGAACCGCCAAGGAGAAAGCAAGCCACAUUGCUCUUGCUAAAUACCUCCAAGAAGAUCCUGCUGAUUCACAAGCAGAGCCUUCUUCAAAGCGAAGGAAGACUGGUGAUCCUAUUCAAGAUUGUGACCAGGACGAGAAGCUCGUGUGUCCUUGGAAAGGUGUUGUGGUUAAUAUUCCAACUACAAAGACAUCAAAUGGCCGAACCGCGGGUGAGAGUGGGUCUAAGCUAAGAGAUGAGUACAUUCAAAGAGGGUUUAAUCCGACCAGGGUUCGUACGUUAUGGAACCACUGGGGGUUUUCUGGUACUGCGAUUGUGGAGUUCAACAGAGACUGGAAUGGACUUCACAAUGCUCUUUCCUUCGACAAGGCUUAUCUUGUAGAUGGUCAUGGGAAGAAAGACUGGUUGAGAAAAGAUGGUCCUCCUAAGUCUGGUCUUUACGCGUGGAUCGCUCGUGCUGAUGAUUACAACGGGAAUAACAUCAUCGGAGAAGACCUGAGGAAGAAAGGUGACCUCAAAACUAUAGCUGAGGUGACGGAAGAAGAGGCGAGGAAGCAGCAGAAGCUUGUGCAGAAUCUGACGCAGCUUGUGGAGGAGAAGAAGAAAGGCGUCAAGAAAAUUGAGGAGCUUCAUUCAGCGAAGUCAAAGGAGCUUAAGGAGAAGUUGGAAGAGAAGGAGAAGAGUCUGCAGAAGCAUAACAGCGAGCUGAAUGCUAUACAGGAGAGGACAAUGGGUCAUGUUAACAAGAUCUUUGCUGAUCAUGAGAAGUUAAAGAUGCAGCUGGAGCUGGAGAAGAAGAAACUCGAGAUCAAGGGGAAUGAGCUGGCGAAGAGGGAAGCACACAAUGAAACUGAGAGGAAGAACUUGGCUGAAGAUCUACAAGAGAAUGCGUCCAAGAAUAGCUCUCUUGAGCUAGCCUCUAUGGAACAACAAAAGGCCGACGAAGAAGUUAAAAAACUGGCUGAGAAUCAGAGGAGGCAAAAGGAGGAGCUUCAUGAGAAGAUCAUUAGACUAGAAACACAAAGAGAUCAGAAACAAAUGAUCGAGCUAGAGAUUGAGCGGUUGAAAGGAGAGUUGAAUGUGAAGAAGCACAUGGGAUCAGACGGAGACGCCGAGAUUGUGAAAGAAGUGGAGAAUAUCUAUAAAGGUUUAACUGAGAAAGAAGAAGAACUUGCAGACCUAGACAAGUUUAACCAAACUCUUAUACUCAGAGAGCGCAGAACCAACGAUGAGCUUCAAGAAGCUCGUAAAGAGUUAGUAAACAUUAUGAAAGAGUGGAAACAAAAUAUCGGUGUAAAGAGAAUGGGAGAGCUGGUGACAAAACCAUUCAUGGAUGCACUGCAGCAGAAGUAUUGUCAGCAAGAUGUGGAGGACAGAGCAAUAGACGUUAUUCAGCUCUGGGAAGACUAUCUCAAAGAUCCAGAUUGGCACCCAUUCAAGCGGAUCAAGUUAGAAAAUCAAGAAAGAGAAGUGGAGGUGAUAGAUGACAGAGAUGAAAAGCUGAGGGAGCUCAGGGAAGAUUUAGGAGAUGGUCCUUAUAAUGCGGUAACGAGAGCAUUGUUGGAGAUAAACGAGUAUAACCCAAGUGGAAGGUACAUAACAACAGAGCUAUGGAACUUAAAAGAAGACAGGAAGGCUACACUUGAAGAAGGUGUCACUUGUUUACUUGAUGAAUGGGAAAAGUCUAAACGCAAGCGCGGAAUGGCUUAAGGUGCAAGGAGAAGGGAGACUAGCCUGAAUAAAAAGCCGCUGAUGCGGUAUGUAGUUGCAGGGGAAUGUGUUUCGUUUGAUGAACCUUUGGUCUUUGUUUUUUCUUUUCUUUUAUCAGAACUUACUAGUGGAUUAUGGGCACACAACUUUAAUGGCUUGUGUUGUAACUCUGGACAACGAGUAAUAAUAAUGACUCUAUCUCAUUGUAAUAUAACUCACAUGUAACUACUAGAUUUCCGUUUUUUUAGCAUCCAUGCAACACACAAGAACUCGUCGUGAAGUUCAGUUGUAUACUACUCUCA
Eruca vesicaria subsp. sativa (arugula) is the source of this 2332-nucleotide messenger RNA. The record is from the annotation of a GenBank genome assembly. NCBI's taxonomy places the organism in Eukaryota, Viridiplantae, Streptophyta, Magnoliopsida, Brassicales, Brassicaceae.